AUGGUGUAUUCUGAGGUGUUUGCAGGUGUAUCUCAUGUUCUGACUCUAGUGCUAGAAGAACUGAGUUUGCUCUGUAAAAGAGAUGUCAAUGGUGUUGGCAUGUUAUAUGACCUGCUGCGAUCUCGCUGGCUGCAAGCACUUUUAAAGAUCUAUGAAUGCCUCCAACACUAUCUCGGAAAAAGACCAGUUCCUGUCACACUGCAGGCACGUGCACUGAAUCGUGAGGUGGUAGAGUUACUGCGUGAAGCCCCUCAGUCUGGAGAGAUCAAAGAGCUAAGACGACUACUGCGUGCUCCACACUUAAAGGCCUUGCUAUCUGCUCAUGAUACUGUGGCCCAGAAAGAUUUUGAACCAACCCUUCCACCACUGCCAGACAACAUACCUGAAAAUGAGGAAGCUAUGAGGAUUGUCUGCUUAGUGAAAAACAACCAGCCUCUGGGUGCCACCAUUAAACGCCAUGAGGUAACAGGUGACAUAACGGUUGCCCGUGUGAUCCAUGGUGGGCUAGCAGACAGAAGCGGGCUGCUGUAUGCUGGAGACAAACUGGUAGAAGUAAAUGGAGUUCCCGUUGAGGGACUUGAGCCUGAGCAAGUUAUUAAUAUUCUGGCCCUGUCUCAGGGGACAAUUAUGUUCAAAUUAAUUCCAGUUUCAGAUCGGCCUGUCAGCAAUCAAACAACACUCUAUGUGCGAGCAAUGGCAGAUUACUGGCCCUUGCAAGAUCCUGCCAUACCAUGCGCUGAUGCAGGUUUGCCCUUUAAGAAGGGUGAAAUACUCCAGAUUGUGGACCAGAAUGAUAUGCUCUGGUGGCAGGCCAGGAAAGUUUCAGAUCUCAGUGCCUGCGCUGGACUUAUACCCUCAAAUCAUCUUCUUAAAAGGAAGCAGCGAGAAUUCUGGUGGUCUCAGCCUUUCCAGCCCCAUCUCUGUCUCAAAUCAUCAAUGUUAAGCACUGUGGAAGAAGAAGAUGACAUGCAGAUUGAUGAGAAGUGUGUGGAAACAGAUGAAGAAACAUUUGAGUCUGAGGAGCUUAAAGAAGAAGAGGAAGAAUUUGGUGAAUUUGGUCGAGUCUUUAUUGCUGGUUUCCGUAGAAGUAUGCGCCUGUGUCGCAGGAAAUCCCGGACCAACCAGCAGUCAUGUUACACUCGGUGUCCCAGCAGCUGUUACAGUGCUCUUGCAGCUCCGUAUGAAGAGGUUGUUAGGUACCAGCGGCACCCAGCAGACCGGAACAGACUAAUUAUACUAGUGGGUCCUGCAGGAGUUGGUGUGAAUGAGCUAAGGCGAAGGCUUAUCGCAAGUAACCCACGAGAGUUUCAAAGUGCCAUACCUC
Leptosomus discolor (cuckoo roller) is the source of this 1324-nucleotide messenger RNA. The record is from RefSeq and is a predicted model, not a curated record. NCBI's taxonomy places the organism in Eukaryota, Metazoa, Chordata, Aves, Leptosomiformes, Leptosomidae.